Molecule: messenger RNA, 4846 nt
Organism: Mesocricetus auratus (golden hamster)
Lineage: Eukaryota; Metazoa; Chordata; Mammalia; Rodentia; Cricetidae
Product: 40S ribosomal protein S2-like
Exons: 2
Biological process (GO): translation
Cellular component (GO): cytosolic small ribosomal subunit; ribosome
Molecular function (GO): structural constituent of ribosome; RNA binding
Source: RefSeq, a predicted model, not a curated record
GCGGGCUCUGAAUUUCACUCAGGUAUUCGGGUGCAGGUGGCUGUCUGCAUCUGGGACCGUAUAACUCAGACACUGAGUGUAUAUGUCUGUGGUCCCCAGAGCGCAGAAAAGAAUAAGGAAUCCGAGAUUAUUGAUUUUUUUCUGGGCGCAUCUCUAAAGGAUGAAGUUCUAAAAAUCAUGCCAGUACAGAAGCAGACUCGGGCUGGCCAGCAGACCAGGUUCAAGGCUUUUGUCGCUAUUGGGGACUACAACGGUCAUGUUGGUCUUGGUGUGAAGUGCUCCAAGGAGGUAGCCACUGCCAUCCGGGGUGCCAUCAUCUUGGCCAAGCUUUCCAUUGUCCCUGUGCGGAGAGGCUACUGGGGGAACAAGAUUGGCAAGCCCCACACUGUCCCAUGCAAAGUGACGGGCCGCUGUGGCUCUGUGUUGGUGCGUCUCAUCCCUGCCCCCAGAGGCACUGGCAUCGUCUCGGCUCCUGUGCCCAAGAAGCUACUGAUGAUGGCCGGUAUUGAUGACUACUACACGUCAGCCAGGGGCUGCACUGCCACCCUGGGCAACUUUGCCAAGGCCACCUUUGAUGCCAUCUCCAAGACCUACAGCUACCUGACCCCUGACCUCUGGAAAGAGACUGUGUUCACCAAGUCUCCUUAUCAGGAAUUCAUGGACCAUCUUGUGAAAGCCCACACCAGAGUCUCUGUUCAGAGGACCCAGGCUCCAGCUGUGGCCACCACAUAAGGGUUUUCAUACAAGAAAAUUAAAGUGAAUUAAGUCUGUUAAAAAAAAAAAAAAGAAUAGAGACAGGCCCAAGGAACAAAGGAACUCCCACGUAAGGUGUAGAGCACAGGGUCACUAGAGCCGUCUCUUCAGUCACGCCAGAAGUCCCUAGAGCGAGGCAGAGAGCGAUGAAGGCGCUCACACAGGUGUGUGGGAUUUUAUCAUUUUAUCUCCUCAUUCUUGCGUCACAGGGACACUUCCUUUUACAAAAUGAAGGUGGACUGUCGCCUCUGAGGUCACACUGUGCCAAGGGCAGGCAGAUCUGUCCUCAGACACCAGUCUGAGAAGCAGCGCUGGCACCGGUGUGAGUGGGGCUGAGCUCCCUGACGCUGGGAGCCUCUUCUGUCAGCUGCUGGAGGUGGGAGGCUGCCCGGUCCAGCUUUGACAGUUCCAGGCGGAGGGCAGAAAGCUGGACACGGAGGAGGGUCAGGGUGGGUGAGCUGGCCCCCUACACGCCCUGCCCCGCCAGGAACCCAGCCUUACCCUCUGCUGCCUCUCUGCAGCCCCCUCCGAUGCAGUCCGGCUCAAAAGGCCAUCAAGCUGUUUUUGUAACUUCUGCCUUCGGGCAGCUAGCCGAGGUAGCUGGCUCUGGGGGUCCACCAGGCCCUACAUAAGAGAGAAGUCUGAGACACCCACAGCCUGCUCAUAGCCUCCACCACAAGGCCUUCCCUUCCACCCCUGCCCCUCAGAUCCCUUCAAUGCCCUCUGGUCACCUGCAGCUCCAUGUAGACCUUAAUGGUGUCAUCAUCCAGUGGGGUGAGGGCCCAGCCUGAAGGAGCCGCUGUCCCUGGGGGCAGGAACCCUACAGCCCCACAGUGGCUCAGGGUGCCCAGGGGCUCCAGGAAGGGCUGGAGUAGGUCCUGGUCUUCUGGGUCUGAGCUCUGGAGCAGCACUAGUGGAGGCAGGGACAGCGAAUCGGGGUCAGUGUGGGCAUCGGCUCCCACCCCUUGAUGCCUGCCCUUCCCUGAAGACACCCAGGCCCAGCCUCACCUCGGGGUCGGGCUUUCGUGAUCUGGUAGGUGGCUCGGAGGGCCCGCAGUGCCUGUACAACCUCUUGCACUCUGGAGAAGCGGAGUUCCAGCUCGGGCUGGCGCCAGGACUCCUGGUGAAGAACCCCAGAGUCAGCAAGGGAGAUUCAGCAUUGAGGCUGCAGCUGUGCCCUCAUCGGCAAGUACGACACUCCCCUCCCAGGAGCGGGGCAGCAUGUGAGGGCGCCACCCGGGGAUUUGCAGGACUAGUGGCCGAUGCUUGUACUUGCUCCCAAGUCACCCGCCAAUCCCAACCGGGCUAGAAAUCUAAAUGCUACCAAAGCACAAAGCCCAGUGAGUGUCAGAUUUAAAUGCAGAACAAUUUUACUUUGUACGAAUGUUUUGCAAGCAUGCAUUCAUGUGUAAGCACAUUCGUGCCUGCUGAAUCCCCUGGAACUGGGGUACAAUUAUGAGCCACCAAUGUGGGUGCUGGGAAUCGAACCCAGGUCUUCUGCAAGAGCGAAUGCUCUAACUGCUAAGCCAGCUCUCUAGCCCCAGACCUUUUUCCUCUUUUUUUUGAGACUCUAUGUAGUCCUGGAAUUUGGUAUGUGUACCAGGCUGGCCUCAAACUCACAAAAUCCUCCUGCGUGCAUCACCACACCCAGCUUGAACUUCAAUUCUUGAGGCUGUAAACAGCAAUUCAGUAGGGCUGGGUGUGGUGGCACAUGCCUUUAAUUAAUACCAGCAUUUUGGAGGUAGGUGGGUCUACAUAAUGAGUUCCAGGACAGCCAGGGCUACACAGAGAGACCCUGUCUCAAAAGAAGAAGAAAAAAAAAAGGACUUGGAAAUGGCUCAGCAGGUAAAAUGCUUUCGGGCAUGCAUGGCAACCUGACUUGGAAUCCCACGUAAAAGCCCCAUGGCUAAGUGACAGUGGUCCCACAACCUUCAGCCAUCACCAGACUGUCCCUGUAUCCCUGCCCACACUCACCAGGCUGUGGGCACUGGGGUAGGGAGCCACACAGAUGCUGGGGGCGAGGGGGCCACCUUGCCUGGGAGGCAGCCUUUGCCAAAGUUCUUCUGCCAGGAAGGGCAUCAGGGGGGCGAGGAGGCGCAGGCCAACAUCGGCGCAGGAGAACAGGACCUGAGGGGGCCCUGGGGGGCAGGGUUCCUUCGCCAACACUGGCUUCACCGCUUCCUAAGGGAGGAGAACAACCACUCACUGCUGUGCCGGUGGGGACCGGUUCCCAGGACCGGGUGUACGCUGAGCUACUGAACAUCACCAGUGCCAUGCUAUCCCUGGAUGUGCAUGUGAUCAGACCCCGUGCAGAGGUUCCCAGAGGAUGGGGAGAGGAAGUGGUACAGUGUAGGAAAGGGUUUUCCCUGCAGUGCUGGGAACAGAACCCAGAGCCUUGAGCAUGCUACCUAGGCAAGCCUACACUGCACUGUGUCCCCUGCCCUGGAACAAGGCUGAGAAACAGCGAGGGACAUCAGCCCCAUAGCCAGCCACCACUGCCUGUCCUGAAGGGCUCUGGGGAACUGGACAAGCACGCUGGGUGACUGUCACGGGACAAUGCUUAAAGUCCCUGGUCUGGAACCCCCCCCCCCACUGUCCUCCUAGGAUGUAGCUGGCCACAUCCUAAAGCAGUAGCUAGAGUGACAAAAGCAACUUUCUUUCCCUGUUUCCUAGACUCUCCCAGCCUCCCUUCUCUCUAGGAGAGGCAGGCAUCAGUGCUGGGCUACACUACAGAGCCCAGGCCAGUGAAGGACAACUUGGUGCACCCACGGAGCUCUGGAAACUGCUAGGCUGUGCCCUGCCACUCACCAGCUCCUGCCCACUGAUGAUAUCCCGCGGGUCCAGCACGUUCCCCAGAGACUUGCUCAUCUUCCGGCCUUGCCUGUCCCGAACCAUGGGAUGCAGAAGCACCUGGAGACGUGGGGGGGGUCAGCAGGAGGGCUUAGGGACCAGGAGGGGGAGAGGCCUGGCGUGUGGGGCACUGGGGGACCUUACCUUGCUGAAGGGGAGCUGCCCUGUGAGCUGGGUCCCCAGCAUGACCAUGCGGCCCACCCAGAACAUCAGGAGGUCACUACCAGUUUCCAGAAGUGAAAGGGGGUAGAAACGAGCGAGGUCUGGUGUCUAGGACGAGAUGGGCAGUAAGGUCCGAGCCAGGCUCUGUGGUCCUGCGUCGUACCCACCUUCACGCCCCCUUUUAGCCCACCUCACCUCUUGGGGCCAACCCAGGGCAGAAAAAGGGAAAAGAGCCGAAGAGAACCAAGUGUCCAGGACAUCAGGGUCUGGGAGACAAAACAGGGAAUGAAUGGGGACAGCUAGACCCUUCGGCCACUGCUGCUGCUCCUACCCAAGAAGGGUCUCCGUCUGCUCCACACCCAGCGCCCCCACACAUCUGGCCAGCCUCUGCCGCGCACUCACCCCUCUCCAGGGUCAGCUCUGCCACUGGUCUCCCGGUCAGCUUUGCAGCUACUGCUCGGGCCUCAGCCUCCGAUCGCCCAACCGCCCAGCAUUCCUUCCGGUCACCCUGAAAAAAGCAAGGGCCUAGUGUGGCGGGCUCCCACCCCAAGUCACCUCCCCAGGCUCCGAGCUCGCCUCCCUGCCCCGUCGCUUCUCACUGACCUCCGCCUUCUCUCCAACCACCAGGUAGGCCGGAAUCUGGUGGCCCCACCACAGCUGCCGGGAGACACACCAGUCCCUGCCAAAGAGGGUGCCAGUUGACACCUCCAUAUGACCAGUGGCCAUCCCCCUCCCCAACUUUGAGAGCCCCCCUUACCCAAUGUGGGCAAACCAGUGCUGCCAGGUCUUCUGGUGGAAGGAAGGCCAGAGCCCCAGCGCCCCUGACUCCACAGCCUGGAAACAAAGGUGGCCCCCACGCCUUUAAUCCCAGUAUUACCAGGCAGGUAAUCUCUGUGAGUUUGAGGUCAGCCUGGCCUACACAGCCAAGUUCCAGUCCAGCCAGGACUGCACAGCGAGACCUUGAAAAACUCCGAAGGGGGGUCAGCGAGAUGGCUUAGCAGCCUGGUCCCACGGAUGAGCCAACUCUCACCCUCACUUGGUACCGUGACACCCACGCAAUUAAAUAACUUUAAAGUUUCAA